Messenger RNA from Aspergillus bombycis, 2046 nucleotides. Its product is annotated as biotin--[acetyl-CoA-carboxylase] ligase BPL1. The coding region runs from base 1 to 2046 and encodes 681 amino acids. Gene Ontology annotation, biological process: protein modification process. The transcript is spliced from 5 exons. The record is from RefSeq and is a predicted model, not a curated record. Gene Ontology annotation, cellular component: cytoplasm. Gene Ontology annotation, molecular function: biotin--[biotin carboxyl-carrier protein] ligase activity. Lineage: Eukaryota; Fungi; Ascomycota; Eurotiomycetes; Eurotiales; Aspergillaceae.
AUGACAUCCGCAGGCCCCAACACCACGGGGAAGAGGGUCAACGUCCUGGUCUACACCGGCAAUGGAACCACCGUUGAAUCCGUCCGCCACUGCCUCUACACUCUCCGCCGCCUGCUCGCCCCCCACUAUGCGGUGAUCCCCGUGACGGCCGACAUGCUCAUCAAGGAGCCUUGGGCCCUCACCUGCGCUCUACUCGUGAUCCCCGGCGGAGCCGAUCUCGGAUAUUGUCGAGCCUUGAAUGGCCCAGGUAACCGCCGAAUCGAACAGUUUGUCCGCCGAGGUGGCGCCUACUUGGGCUUCUGUGCGGGGGGCUACUACGGCUGCAAACGGUGCGAGUUCGAGGUCGGCGAUAAAACCUACGAGGUGAUUGGCGAUCGCGAGCUGGCUUUCUUCCCGGGGAUCUGUCGGGGAUGUGCGUUCCCUGGGUUCGUUUAUCAUAGUGAGGCCGGUGCGCGGGCGGCGGAGCUGAAGGUCUCCAAGGCGGCCUUGAAUGUGGGAAUUGUGCCGGAGAGCUUCCGGUCUUAUUACAAUGGCGGCGGCGUCUUUGUGGAUGCGUCCUCGUACGCGGAUAAGGGCGUCGAGGUGCUGGCUAGCUAUACAGAGGAGCUCAAUGUCGACUCGGGAUCAAGUGCGGCGGCUGUUGUCUACUGCAAAGUGGGUGAAGGAGCGGCGGUUCUGACGGGGCCACAUCCGGAAUUCGCGGCGGUGAACCUCGAUAAAAACGCCGGUGGUCCGGAAUACGGAAAAAUGGUAGAUGCCUUGGCUGCGGACGACAGGGCGCGGACGGACUUCCUCAAGGCUUGUUUGACCAAGUUGGGGCUGCAAGUCACGCAGAACACGACGACCGUGCCCUCGCUUUCUUCGCUGCAUGUCUCUUCCCUCGAUCCCGCUGAUACUUCUUCGAUUCUUUCGUCAUUGCAGGAGCACAUCACCACCGAUGGAGAGCACCAGUACCUCAAGGAUGAGAAUGACACGUUCCGCAUCGAGAAGCCUGAGACUUGGAAUAUGGAAUCGCUACAGGAGGCCCUUCCGGAUGAUUCGAAAGACGACUCGGGUAAGUCUGAGGAGGGCAUCAUCGAUUACAAUGCUAUUGUAAAGCACCUUGUGAUCCACGAGGAUGUACCAUCGUCGAAGCUGACCCCCUACUUCAACCACCAUGCGUUCUAUUCGAAUCUCCGACAAUACCAAUCGCAAAUGAGGGAGGGCGCGUCGGAAUUUGGCUCCAGCAUUGUCUAUGGCGAAGUCGUUACGAGUACCAAUACCAUCCUAGAAAAAAACCCAAAGCUUCUUCGCAACUUGCCGAACGGUUUCACCGCCACAGCUACUACGCAGGUUGCAGGACGAGGCCGAGGCUCCAACGUGUGGGUGUCGCCCGCGGGAGCCCUCAUCUUCUCAACGGUGGUCCGCCACCCGAUGGAGAAGAUGCAGUCUGCGCCGGUUGUCUUCAUCCAGUACCUCGCCGCCAUGGCGGUGGUGCAAGGUAUCAAGAGCUACGACAAAGGCUUCGAGGAGAUGCCCGUCAAAAUGAAAUGGCCUAAUGACAUCUAUGCCCUGGACCCCGAGAACGCGGAUAAGAAGCGCUAUACCAAAAUCUGCGGCAUCCUGGUGAACUCGCACUACUCAUCGGGUGAAUAUACGUCCGUAGUCGGCAUCGGCAUCAACGCCACCAACACAUCGCCGACUACGUCUUUGAACGCGCUGGCCGCACACUUCCUCGGUAAUAAGACGGCGCCUAUCACUCUGGAAAAGCUCCUGGCGCGUAUCUUAACCACGUUCGAAGAGUUGCACACUCGCUUCCUCCGAACGGGGUUCGAUAAGACAUUCGAGGACCUGUAUUACCACGACUGGUUGCAUAUGCAUCAAGUUGUCACGUUAGAAGAAGAAGGCGGUGCCCGGGCCCGAAUCAAGGGCAUCACCCGAGACUAUGGGUUAUUGCUCGCUGAGGAAUUGGGAUGGGACGAUCGGCCGACCGGGCGGAUCUGGCAGUUGCAGAGCGACAGUAAUAGCUUCGACUUCCUCCGCGGACUGGUGAGGCGGAAAGUGUAG